Molecule: messenger RNA, 1094 nt
Organism: Hibiscus syriacus
Lineage: Eukaryota; Viridiplantae; Streptophyta; Magnoliopsida; Malvales; Malvaceae
Product: centromere protein C-like
Exons: 6
Coding region: 172-1077 (301 amino acids)
Biological process (GO): attachment of mitotic spindle microtubules to kinetochore; kinetochore assembly; spindle attachment to meiosis I kinetochore
Cellular component (GO): kinetochore
Molecular function (GO): centromeric DNA binding
Source: RefSeq, a predicted model, not a curated record
CACAGUAACCACAUAUCGUCCCAAGCCAAUCCGUUCCAUUCGAUUCCCGCUCAGUUUCCUUUUUCGAAUUACAAACUCAAAACUCACCUCUCCAGAGUUGCAGUCUCCCCUCUAUUCCGAUUCGACCGAGUCAACACUCGGCCCAAUCUCAAUCCCAUAGAAACAAAGCAAAUGUCUCUCCUAACUCUCCCUUCGGAUCCGCUGGAGGCCUAUUCGGGUCUCGCGCUGUUCCCUCGGACCUUCGCUUCCUUUCCAAACCCUCCGCCACCUCAUCACCCCGACAAUCUUCAGCACUCUCACGAUUUUCUCAAAGCCAUGCCAGUGCAAAGUCCUAAUAAGCUUAUGCAGCAAGCAAAAGCAAUUGUAGAUAAUAAUAGUUCAGAGCUCUUGAACUUGGAUAUGUCAAAUUCCUAUGCUGAAAUUAUGGAAAAUCCUCGAGAGCGCAGACCGGCUUUAGGCCGUAAACGACCUCGUUUCUCUUUGAAACCCAACUCAAGUCAGCCUACUGUGAAAUGGGAACCGAGCUUAGACAUUGAUAAAUUGGAAGAUCCCGAGGAAUUCUUUGUGGCAUUUGAAAGGGCUGAAAAUGCCAAAAGAGAAAUAGAGAAGCAGACGGGUACUGCUCUGAUGGAUUUGGAUCAGAAUAUUCAGUCCAUGUUUACAAGACCUCGUCGUCCUGGAAUGUUGCGGAGAUCGGUUAAUUAUAAACAUCGCUAUUAUACUGCUUUCUCCCCUGUAGAAAGCUUUGAAGAGGAAAUUCGCAGUCCAAUUUGCAAUUCGAGAUCAGAAAAUUCUGACCUGAAUGUUGAAUUGCAAGACACGGAAUUGAGUGUGGCCAAUGCAGAGAACAAGGCUAGUGAACUUCUGGACCACUUGCUUACCAGUAAUUGUGAUGGGGAUGACACAAUCAAUCUUCUCCAAGAGAGGUUGCAGAUUAAACCUGUUGACCUGGAGAAUAUAUGCCUUCCUGACUUUCAAGAUAUUCGAAAGAUAGAUUUGAAGGCUUCUAGAGAAAGCUUGGUCAAGCCUAAAAACUUGCUAUCAGACAUACAAAGUUUGAUGAAAGGGUUCAAAUAAAAGGACACCGAAACAAA